Hyla sarda is the source of this 1635-nucleotide messenger RNA. RefSeq names its product kyphoscoliosis peptidase-like. The record is from RefSeq and is a predicted model, not a curated record. The coding region runs from base 256 to 1614 and encodes 452 amino acids. The transcript has 7 exons. NCBI's taxonomy places the organism in Eukaryota, Metazoa, Chordata, Amphibia, Anura, Hylidae.
GACAUCCCAGCAAGAGCCCCAGGAAACUGAGAAUAUCCUUGGGACAAAUCAAUUCUAAAAUCUUUACACAUAGACUUAAAGAAGUUUGAGAAACUGGAUGCUUUUGCAGCAAAGUUGCCAUCUACAGGAUCCUUGGAUGAUUUAACAAAGCAACUAAUACAUGGUGUUAAUACAGACUUGGAGAGAGUCCGGGCUAUCUGGAUAUGGAUAUGCCAUCAUAUAGAAUAUGACAUAAUAGGCUAUAAAAAUACAGCCAUGAGAUCAACUGAUCCUGAAGAAAUCCUUAGGAGUGGAAAAGGUGUUUGUGCUGGAUACUCCAGUUUGUUUCAGGAUAUGUGCAGCCGUGCAGGUGUAACAUGCAAAACAGUCAAUGGCUAUGGAAAAGGGGCAGGAUACCAAGUGGGACAGAAAAUACCUAAUAGCUCCAAUCAUGCAUGGAACAUGGUUUACCUGGAAGGGAGAUGGCAUCUACUGGACAGUACAUGGGGAGCUGGCAGUACUGAGAUAAAUAGAAACAAGUUCAAAUUUAAGUAUAAUGAAUAUUAUUUUUUGACCCACCCCGCUCUUUUUAUUGGAAACCACUAUCCAGAUGAGAAAGAACACCAAUUACUGGAGCCAAAGGUGUCUCGAGGACAAUUUGAAAAAUUUGUGUUUCUCAAAGGAGAUUUCUAUAACAUGGGCCUUUUAUCUGUACAACCAGAAACAGGAAUUAUAAAUUCAGAAAAUGGAAAAGUUUCUAUUGCCAUUCAAAGUCGACAAAAUACUGAGUUUACCUUUGAUGUCAAUGGAGCUAAGCACGGAAUAAUGAAAUUGCUAAAAUGUGGAAUGAAGCUCGAUGUUUACCUUCAGAAGACUGGAGAACAUGAGCUACAAAUAUAUGCUAAGGGGUCAAACUCUACAAACACAUUUAAUUGGGUUCUAAGCUAUAAAAUACUUUGUCAGGCUGUAGACACCAUCAUGGAAAUCCCCAAAUGUCUAUACAAUCCUGUUGGUCCAAGCUGGGUGACUGAAGAGGCCGGACUUGAGGAGCCAUCACACCCUGAGCCAGUCAUUCAUACAGCGGACGGAUUCUGCACCAUCAGCUUUAAAACCACCAAGGACUUGAAGUUUUUAUGUAGUUUACACUCUGAUGAAAUACAAAUAACAUCAGAUAUGGCGAGUCAAUAUGUCUUCCUACUCCAAACAAAGGACAAUGCAGAAAUGAAGGUCCGUCUUCCACGCUCAGGAACAUAUGUUCUGCAGAUUUUUUAUAAACAGGAGGGUAGUACAGGUUCUUACAGCUACCUAUGUAACUAUCUCAUCAUUUGUACCAACCCUUCUGUAAAGUGGCCUGUUUUCCCUAUGGCUUAUAGUGCAUGGGGCCAACACUUUGAUCUAGUCCAUCCUCUAGAAGGAGUUCUUCCAAAAAACAGCAAUGUCUCCUUUAAGCUUCAGAUUCCCGAUGUGACUGACGUACGUAUAAAGGGGGAACAAUACGUUCCCCUAACACUGACUGACAGUGGUUAUUGGGAAGGGACCUGCAGUACAGCGGGUAGGAAAGAACUUGCUGUCAUGAUCCCAUCUAAUGAACCUAAUAGUUGGCAGUACAUCCUAAAAUAUGAAGUAAGUAAGUAAACUCAAUGUAUUAUUAUGUUU